Molecule: messenger RNA, 3347 nt
Organism: Loxodonta africana (African savanna elephant)
Lineage: Eukaryota; Metazoa; Chordata; Mammalia; Proboscidea; Elephantidae
Gene: ABCB9
Product: ATP binding cassette subfamily B member 9
Exons: 12
Coding region: 169-2454 (761 amino acids)
Biological process (GO): oligopeptide export from mitochondrion
Cellular component (GO): mitochondrial inner membrane; lysosomal membrane
Molecular function (GO): ATP binding; ATP hydrolysis activity; ABC-type oligopeptide transporter activity
Source: RefSeq, a predicted model, not a curated record
AUGAGCGACGCGGAGCCUGCGCCCCUGACGACCCCAGCCCGCUGCAUCUCCCUGACCACGGCUCACCUGGGGCCAGGUGACAGGUCUGGCCCUACCCGACAGACGAUGGCCCUGCCCCCACUGAGCUAGAGCCCACCCCUUGGUGCCUGCCCAUCCUCCGCCGGCAGGAUGCGGCUGUGGAAGGCGGUGGUAGUCACCCUGGCCUUCAUGAGCGUGGACAUCAGUGUGACCACAGCCAUCUACGUCCUCAGCCACCUGGACCGCAGCCUGCUGGAGGACAUCCGUGACUUCAAUAUCUUUGACUCCAUGCUGGACCUCUGGGCAGCCUGCCUCUACCGCAGCUGCCUGCUGCUGGGGGCCACCCUUGGCGUGGCCAAGAACAGCGCCCUGGGCCCCCAGCGGCUGCGGGCCUCGUGGCCGGUCAUCACCCUGGUGUGCUUCGGUGUGGGCAUCUACGCCAUGGUCAAGCUGCUGCUCUUCUCCGAGGUGCGCAGGCCCAUCCAGGACCCGUGUUUCUGGGCCCUCUUCGUGUGGACCUAUGUCUCGCUCGUCACCUCCUUCCUGCUCUGGUGGCUGCUGUCCACGGUGCGGCCGGAUGCCGAGGCCCUGGAGCCAGCGGCAGGUGCGGAGGCUGAGGCCGAGGGCUUGGCCGAGCAGGCAUCUGGGGCCACCCUGAAGAAGCUGCUGUCCUACACCAAGCCCGACAUGGCCUUCCUUGUGGCUGCCUCCUUCUUCCUCAUCGUGGCGGCUCUAGGUGAGACCUUUCUCCCGUACUACACGGGCCGGGCCAUUGACGGCAUCGUCACCCAGAAGGACAUGCAGCAGUUCAGCACGGCCGUCAUCAUCACGUGUCUGCUGGCCAUCGGCAGCUCGUUUGCCGCAGGUAUUCGGGGCGGCGUUUUUACCCUCGUAUUUGCCAGACUGAACAUCCGCCUCCGGAACUGUCUCUUUCGCUCUCUGGUGGCCCAGGAGACGAGCUUCUUUGACGAGAAUCGCACAGGGGAUCUCAUCUCCCGCCUCACCUCGGACACCACUAUGGUCAGCGACCUGGUCUCCCAGAAUAUCAACAUCUUCCUGCGGAACACAGUCAAGGUCACGGGCGUGGUGGCCUUCAUGUUCAGCCUCUCGUGGCAGCUCUCCUUGGUCACCUUCAUGGGCUUCCCCAUCAUCAUGAUGGUGUCUGAUGUCUAUGGCAAGUACUACAAGAGGCUGUCCAAGGAGGUCCAGAGUGCCUUGGCCCGGGCUAGCAGUACUGCCGAGGAGACCAUCAGCACCAUGAAGACCGUGCGGAGCUUUGCCAACGAGGAGGAGGAGGCAGAGUUGUACUCACGGAAGCUGCAGCAGGUGUACAAGCUGAACAGGAAGGAGGCAGCUGCCUACACCUACUAUGUCUGGGGCAGUGGGCUGACGCUGCUGGUGGUCCAGGUCAGCAUUCUGUACUACGGAGGCCACCUCGUCAUCUCGGGGCAGAUGACCAGCGGCAGCCUUAUCUCCUUCAUCAUCUAUGAGUUUGUCCUGGGAGACUGUAUGGAGUCGGUGGGCUCUGUCUACAGUGGCCUGAUGCAAGGCGUGGGGGCCGCCGAGAAGGUGUUUGAGUUCAUUGAUCGGCAGCCGACCAUGGUGCAUGAUGGGAACCUGGCCCCCGACCACCUGGAGGGCCGUGUGGACUUUGAGAACGUGACCUUCACCUACCACACUCGGCCCCACACCCAGGUCCUGCAGAAUGUCUCCUUCAGCCUGACCCCAGGCAAGGUGACCGCCCUGGUAGGGCCCUCGGGCAGUGGGAAGAGCUCCUGCGUCAACAUCUUGGAGAACUUCUACCCCCUGGAGGGGGGCUGCGUGCUGCUGGAUGGGAAGCCCAUCAGCGCCUAUGACCACAAGUACCUGCACAGAGUGAUCUCCCUGGUGAGCCAGGAGCCCGUGCUGUUCGCCCGCUCCAUCACAGACAACAUCUCCUAUGGCCUGCCCACCGUGCCCUUCGAGAUGGUGGUGGAGGCUGCGCAGAAGGCCAACGCCCACGACUUCAUCAUGGAGCUACAUGACGGCUACAGCACAGAGACCGGAGAGAAGGGUGCCCAGCUGUCGGGCGGCCAGAAGCAGCGAGUAGCCCUGGCUCGGGCUCUGGUACGGAACCCAUCUGUUCUUAUCCUGGACGAAGCCACCAGCGCUCUGGACGCAGAGAGCGAGUACCUGAUCCAGCAGGCCAUCCACAGCAACCUGCAGAAGCGCACUGUGCUCAUCAUCGCACACCGGCUGAGCACAGUGGAGCGGGCACACCUCAUCGUGGUGCUGGACAAGGGCCGCGUGGUGCAGCAGGGCACCCACCACCAGCUGCUGGCCCAGGGCGGCCUCUAUGCCAGGCUGGUGCAGCGGCAGAUGCUGAGGCUCGAGCCCGCCCCGGACAACAUGCCCAGCCCCAAGGAGCCGCCCGGCAAUGGCGGCCACAAGGCCUGACCGGGCAGCCCUGCCUCCUCUGGGGCAGCAGAGGUCUUGGUGCCUGCCAGGCAGACAUGCCCAUGGGGCCUCAGCAGCCCCCAGCUGCCCUCUGAGCCCAGGCCCAGGUGGAGGGCCACCUGCCACUUCCUGUGUAUCAUUGCUUCCUGCAUCGUGACCUGGUCCCCACCCUGGUCCCCAGGACCACCGGCCCUGCUGCCAUGAGCCAUACCCUCCAGUCUGGCAGUGAGGACACCACUAGACCCCCCAUGGCUUCUAAGUGAAAGCAGAGCUACCUUUUUAAGUGAGAUCCAAUCAGGUUUUUCACUGCUUGGUUGGAUGGCCCUAGCUAGUGCCUAGAUUUCCGAACAUUUUUCUGUUGGAGAUUCAUAGUGGGCAUGUUCGCCGAGAUGUUGCAGAAACUUCCAGGCCAGGAGUGAACCAUCCCUCCUUUUUGCCCUGGGGGGAUAUCAAGGGCGAACCAGGCCUCUACCCUUCGCCCCUCUGGGGGGUGGGGACUCAGGGGAGAGAUGUUCAGCCUCUCCCACCCCCACCUCAGUGAGUCAGGCCAAGGGCCGGUGGGGAGAGCCAGCAGGCACCUCUCUGCCAAAUCAAAGCCAGUCUCACUGUGAACCACUACAACCGUAACUGGGGCAGUGGGUGGCCAGGCCUCCGGGACCUCUGCCCACCCAGCUAUAUAGCCCCCUCGGCCCUGCCUCCCCUCCUGCCUCCCCAGCUGGCAGCCGCCCUCCCCACCUGCCCGCCCACCUGCCUGCUCUGCCCUGUGGAGCCCCCACGGUUGUUCACAAGCUGCAUCCUCUUCUCUGUCCAAUGGAUGGACAACAGACAGCAAAGUCCAGGGCUGGCUUUGCCGGAGGUGCGAGCUGUUGGGAGAACCCGGUCAAUAAAGUGUA